Messenger RNA from Brassica rapa (field mustard), 1209 nucleotides. RefSeq lists its product as uncharacterized. The record is from RefSeq and is a predicted model, not a curated record. Lineage: Eukaryota; Viridiplantae; Streptophyta; Magnoliopsida; Brassicales; Brassicaceae.
AUGACCUUUGAUAUGGAAAAACUGAUAAAACGACCCUUGAUCGAUAAACAAGCCGCUUACGUGGACGAUAUCUCUGAGUUGGCUGAAGAAUCCUUCAUAUACCAAUACUCAGAUGAUCCCCUGAAAAAAGUGCUCACAUCUACCGAAGAGGAAACAUUUAGCAUCGACAUCAGAGCUGAUGAAUACGCGAGAUUGAUGGACACAAGUGUAGAAAUAGAAUAUGUCGAUGACAUGGAGGAGGACGAUUCGGAAAUUAACGUUGAUCGAUAUUUAAAGGCCGCCAUCGAUCGACAACCAUCCCCUCUAGAAAAUUGGGAUCUCGAAAACGCACCAAAAAUUGAGUUAAAGAAAUUACCCGCCGGACUAAAGUAUGCUUUUCUCUACAAUAAUUCUUACCCCAUAGUUUUAAAUGCUAACCUAACCAACGGAGAACUUGCGCUGUUAAUGAAUAAUAUGCGCAAAUAUAGGAAAGCCCUCGGAUACUCCAUAGAGGAUAUUCCUGGUAUCUCUCCAGAUCUGUGCAUGCACCAAAUUCACUUAGAAGACGAUUCCAAAUCGUCAGUGGAAUAUCAAAGAAUGCUAAACCCGAACUUGAAAGAAGUUGUUAAGAGGGAAAUUAUCAAACUUCUAGAUGCUGGAAUCAUCUUUUCAAUUUCGGAUAGCAACUGGGUGAGCCCCGUGCAUGUUGUACCUAAGAAAGGCAGAAUUACAGUGGUUAUGAAUGAUAAAAACGAACUCAUUCUCAAGCAAACUGUCACUGGACAUCGAAUGUGUAUCGAUUAUAGGAAGCUAAACGCUGCCACAAGAAAAUAUCACGUUUUCUUACCCUUCAUUGAUCAAAUGUUGGAAAGAUUGUCAACUCACCAAUACUACUAUUUUCUUGACGGAUACUCUGGAUUUUUCCAAAUUCCUAUACAUCCUGACGAUCAAGAAAAGACCACCUUUACAUGCCCUUACGGAACAUUCGCAUACCGCAGAAUGCCAUUCAUUCUUUGUAAUGCCCAUGCCCCCUUCCAACAAUGCAUGAUGUCGAUAUUUAUGAUAGAAGAUUUCAUGGAUUUCUUUAUGGACGAUUUCUCAGUAUAUAUGGAUCCAGUUUCAAAAACUGUCUCGAUAACCUAUGUAAAGUCUUGGCAAGAUGUGCAGAAAAUAACCUCGUUCGAAAUUGGGAAAAAGGCCACUUUAUGGUUAACGAUGGAAUCGUCCUAG